Porites lobata is the source of this 2660-nucleotide messenger RNA. NCBI's taxonomy places the organism in Eukaryota, Metazoa, Cnidaria, Anthozoa, Scleractinia, Poritidae. The record is from the annotation of a GenBank genome assembly.
AUUUCUUCGCAUAUUUAUAAUUUGUUUGCACUGACUUUGCUCAAAGCAAUCGAUACACAAAGGGUUGCGGUUUUACCUUGGUUUAACAGAAUUGUUCUAAACUUUGGGUAUCCUUUAACGCGCAAAAGAGAAAAAGGGGAUGACUGAAGAGGAAACUAUAUGUGAUCGCACUUAUCGCGCUUAUGAAAGACAGAAAACCAAGCCGGAUAAACCAGAGACUUGCUCGUUGCCAAGGCAUUCUAAACAGGACCACAAGGUACAUGAAUAUUGACUUUAUAUCAUAUAUUUUGAGCAAUAGAUUGACGUUUCAUGGAAUGCAGAUUAGUUGUGAUGGGGCUUUUAAUUUUGUACUCUACCUGCUGUCAAAUUUCUUACGUGGGAAUAGUACUCAGAGUUCGCCAAAGAGCCUAUGAUAACAGAAAAAUUGGCUAUGCUUAAUUUUUAUCAGAACAUUUUAAUCCAUUUAACUUAUUGUAAACUCACAAGCUAUAAUGCAUCUGAGUUUAUUGGAUAGGUAAGUCUUCCCUCAAAGAUUAUCGUAAAUUUGCGCGUGUAAUUCAGCCAACAACACUUGCACCUGUUCUUACUUCAUGAAACUAAUUUUUAUAUAAAUAUAGCCCGGGCUGUCAGCCCCCCCACGUCAUCAAAUAUUGAUAAUUGAUAGGAAAGGAAUGAUAGAUGACGUCAUAUCGCACAACAAAUGACAUCAUUUGUGCCAAAAAUGCUCUUUGAUUUUGAUCGACGUAUAUCACACAUAUAAACAGUUCAAUUUAUUAUGAGGAAAUAUUCCAUGUUAACAGUAGCUCUCAAACUAUGCAAAAUAUUUGAAAUUUAUGGUCGGAAAGUUGAGUCUACAAGAAAUAGCAACUUUGGCGAUUAUCUGGGAGAAAUCUGGAGACUGGGAGAUGUUUUCCAAAAUCAGGAGGUCCUGGAGUCUCACAGAUUAUCCGGGAGAGUUGACAGCACUGAUAGUCCUUUUCCCUCAUCCUGCAAUAGUGCCACCAGUCCCCCUUCCGCAGAUAUGCCUUCUGUGUAAGCUGUGUACAAGGACAAUUUUUAAAAUGCAUGUUUGGGAUUUAGCCAAUAAAAACUGUUGGGAGUAUUGAAUUGAGGGAACAUUCUGUCAAGAUGUUGAGAUUGAAAAACAAACAAUUCAUGUACACUCUAACCUGUAUUAAGUGGUCUCCCUGGGAAAAUGGCUUACUGACUGCUUAAUACAGGUUGACCAUUUAAUACAGAGGGAAAUUUCUAUCCUAUGACAAAUUGACUUCAAAGUGUCUCCACCUGUGCUUAUCCCUACCUGUGCUUAAAGAAAAGGAAGAAAAAGACCACUUAAUGCCAUAUGCAGUGUAUACAUCAGCGUACGGAAAAAAAAAAGUAUUAUUCAGGCAAAACUGAUGUACCGUUCGGGCAAAGACACAGUAAAAAAUAUUUUAUUAUUUAAUAUCUUGAUUUAUUUGUUUUCAUCCCGCAUCUCGCCUAAUCUUCUAACUGAUCUCUGUACUAGUUCAUGGGAUGGCUGUUAUUACUUGGAGUUAGAACAUGAUGUUCUACCGAGGGACUGGGAGUGAUAAUCAAGACUGCGCUGGGACUGGAACUGCGUAUGAGUUGGCGGCCAUGUUGAUUUAUGUCUGUGACCAACAAGUUUCAUUCGGGCAAAUUAUGUUCAGCCCCCCCAACAAAAUUUUUCCUGUACGCCGAUGAGUGUAUAUUAUGGUACAUCUUGUCAAAUUGACUGUUUAAUAAAGGUGAAGACAAUUAAAAAUAACACUUUUGGACCUCGCAAAAGGUGACCAUGAUCCCUUGUUUUACAGCAAUUAAGGGAAAUGAUUUCUAGGUCUUUAAUAAGUGACCACGUACAUGUAUUAGAGGUUUGCUUAAGUACAGGUUUGGCUGUAUUAGUCUCCUAGCAGGGGGUUAUGGGGUACUCCAGGAAAUUCCUGGUGGGAGUUUGCUACCCGGUUCAUUAAUUCCUGACCCUAUUUCAGACCAAAAAGUGUCAUUUUCCACACCUGUUUUCAGAUGACCUGGAGGAGUUCACAAAAUGUAAGAUCCAUGUUUACAUAGGCAGAAAUUAUGCCAUCUUUACCAGAUUAGGUCGCCAACAAAAAGAUUUUGAAUUCGCAUAUAUUUCUCUUUCUUAUUCAUUUAGAAUUGAAAUGACAAAUACAUUCAUACACUCCCAUAGUUCCCUACCUGAUUCCAGACCAAGUGGGGGCAAAUUCUCUAGCUGUUUUCAGACUGAAACAGCACAAAAACCAUACCCUAAAGGGUGGCUCAUACCUAGUGUAUGGCUUAUAUAAUGGAAUAUACCUGGGAUUACUGUAGGCUUCUCUUUAAUAAUUUGCAAUAUUUUUUGUUAUUUUUCAGCCUUCUGAUGCCCAUUUUUUGUACAGUCAGUUAGGAAGAGUUGUAAUUAAACGGCACACUUACUUAACUCCUGUAACACAUGCUACCUACCCCUGGAAUCACGCUCACCCUCCAGGGAGAAAAUCAGCCUUUAAGAUGCCAAAAACUGUUUAUCCAAAGAGAUGACAAGACAGUGAUGGAUUCACAUGCUGCUUCUCCCAUGAAACUACUUCAAUGCUAACAAUCAGAUGCUCAGACCAUCACUGGCUGGUCCUUCAAAUCAGUGGCAGAUCCAGACCUUCAAAUAAGAG